UGGACCGACUCGGUCUGAAAGUGGGAGACGGGCAUAGGAUAUCUGGCCCGAAAGUGACUCGCAGGGCCUGUCCGGAUAAAAGCCCGAAAAAUGCCUGGAACGUCGGCCAGCUCGAAAACAGAACCUUAAUUUUGAAGAGCUAAACAUCUCCUUAAAGGAGAUGUUUAGCCCCUUAAUCUCCCCUAUAAAGUUAACUCCAUUUAAAUUAUGGUAUUUCCCUUCUCUCCCUGCCUCAUUUCUUCCAUUUCCUUUUAAUAAAACAAGUUUUAUUAUUAUAUGUAUAUGUACUAGUUGUGUCCAAUUGUAAGUGAAUUUUUAAAAAAAUGAAGGAAAUUUUUUUGGGAAUAGUGAAGUAGAUAAUGGGACAUAAAAAAUGGAGAGGUUGUUGUUGUUGCUGUUUUUGGGGGGAGCACAAACAAUGCGAAUUUUUUUAUUUUAUUUUUUGAUGGCUGGCCGGUUGUGUGUAUGUUGCCCUGACAGACUGAAUGGUCGGCUGAUCCUUUCUUUACUUCGCCAAUUUUUAUAAAAAAAUUUUCCUUAUGUUCAAAAGGGAAAUGGGGCAUUUUAAGGGAGGGAAGGAUUGCGCAAUAUUUUUUUUUGACAAUUUGAAGAAGAAAUGACAAAAAAGGGUAAAAGAAAAUGGUCAAAUAAAUAAUAUAAAAAGAAAAUUAAAUGAGAAUUAAAGGAGGAAAAUUCGAAGAAAAUUAGACUUGAAAUGAAACAAUUUGCAAAUGGCUAGGGAUCGGAUUAUUAGGUUAUAAACUAUAUAUUUUUUGAAAUAGUUACGGCGUGAGAAGCUCAAAUUAUUUUUUGAAUAUUUUAUAUUUACAGGGGGUUUAUGUUUACAACCUAAUUUAGGUACAUAUUUAUUUUAAGGUCUUUACAACCUAAAAAUGCCGAUUAGAGGUUUUAAUUUAAUAUAAAUUUUUGUUUGAGUGUUUGAAGAGGGUAGUCCAGCAUGGCCAUCAUUACCUCAACCUUUUUUCUAUCAAUAAUCGAAUAUUUCAGUCAUUCAAAAAUUGCCCAUUUACUUUUUUUAUUCUUUUUUACCUCUUUCCGAUCCUCAUCUUUCACUUGCUCCAACCAAAAAAAAUUUUUUUUUCACGUUUCUCCUUUCAAUCCGUGUGAGUGUUCACUUUCGCUUUUGUAUAGAAAAAUGAUUGUG
Meloidogyne enterolobii is the source of this 1165-nucleotide messenger RNA. Lineage: Eukaryota; Metazoa; Nematoda; Chromadorea; Rhabditida; Meloidogynidae. The record is from the annotation of a GenBank genome assembly.